Mobula hypostoma (lesser devil ray) is the source of this 9983-nucleotide messenger RNA. RefSeq names its product myelin regulatory factor (gene myrf). NCBI's taxonomy places the organism in Eukaryota, Metazoa, Chordata, Chondrichthyes, Myliobatiformes, Myliobatidae. The coding region runs from base 417 to 3770 and encodes 1117 amino acids. Gene Ontology annotation, cellular component: nucleus; endoplasmic reticulum membrane. Gene Ontology annotation, molecular function: sequence-specific DNA binding; DNA-binding transcription factor activity. Gene Ontology annotation, biological process: protein autoprocessing; positive regulation of DNA-templated transcription; central nervous system myelin maintenance. The record is from RefSeq and is a predicted model, not a curated record. The transcript is spliced from 27 exons.
GGGAAGCAAGAGGGGAAGGAAUCUGAACCGGGAAUCCUGGCUUUCGUACGUUUGUUUUAUUAAAGGAGAAACGUUUCUCUUUAUCCUCUUGAACUCAUGAAGAAGUGAGAGGUACAAAUCCCUACGUUUUCGGUGCUGAAGUUUUAGCCAAAUCAAAAUAAAGAUAAGGUUUGGUUUGAAACUAAUCAGAGGAGUUGGCAGCACGACACUGAGUCGUGAAACUGACCUCCCGCAGGUACACUGAGGAGGUGCGAGAUCGCGGAUUCGCUGGCAGGGGCUCCAGACUUUUCCCCUUCUCGGCCAAUCUUCGCUUGUGUCACUUGUUGUUGUGGGAAUUCCCUGAUGUUUUGAAGUUCUAGAAGCGAGCGAACUCUUUACAUGGAUGUGUCGGGGAGGAGUCGUUAGCUGAUAGAGAAAUGGAAGUGGUUGACGAGACUGAAGCUUUACAGCGCUUUUUUGAAGACCAAGAGGUAGCGCAGUCCAGAAUGGCUUAUGCAGAUGUCCCCUUCAGACAUUACAACACAGGGCAUGAAAUCAAUGGAGCUCUUGAUACGUCCAACAUUGAUACAAGUAUUCUGGAGGAGUAUAUCAGUAAGGAAGACUCCACUGAAAUCUGUUUCCCAGAGCUCCCAGUCUCAGUAAGUUAUUCCAGCUCUCAAGCAUCUGGCUGUGGUUCUAUUCCCAGUGCCAUUGUGAACACAGGACACCUGAACAGCCCUUCCACGAGUGGAGUCAGCCACCUUUGUCACGUCGCUGCUGGCUCAAUUCCAAUUGCAACUAGGCAUGGAAGUCACAUGCCUAACCCCGCGUCAUGUGGCCCAAGCCUCAGUGGUCAUGUGAACUGUACUGGCAACAAUGGAAUGAUAGUAAAAAGCUACCCUGCCAACAUCUGCAUGAACAGCAACACUACUGCUAUUAAAGUGGAACCAAAGCCUUCCUAUGCACCUGGUACUUUACCUGAAUCUCCACCUGAUUCUGGAUCUGAGCCGUACUCCCCUCCACAGGUGAAUGCAGAGUCCCACCUGCUCCGCACCAUGACACCAGAGCACCUCUGUCAUAUGGCACCCUCUUCUCGUCUGGAACACCCUGCACAAUCACACCUGCAACCACCACACCCUCAUCAGCCGCCCAACCCACACUAUUCCAAUGUGCCGCGGGAGAUGUACAUGAAGCCUGAGCCAAUGAUGCCCCAGUAUCCAGUAUCAGGAAUAUCACCAAAUGAGCUCCAUCAUGUCCAGCAGUCACAAAUGCUUCAUCAGCUUCUACAGCAUCAUGGACCAGAAGGUAUUCCUGUGCAUCCAGCCAAGAAACGGAAACAUUCAGACUCCCCGCCAAACACUUUAAACACUCAGAUGUUGAAUGGAAUGAUUAAACAGGAGCCAGGGUUAAUGCAAGACAACGACAGCCUGAAUGGCUCUUAUCUGGAUCCCAACUACCAGUGUAUAAAAUGGCAGCCACACCAGCAGAACAAAUGGACCACUCUCUGUGAUGCCAACUGCAAAGAUCUACCCAAUCCUAGCUACAGAGUAGAUGCUGACAAAGGCUUUAACUUCUCUGUGCCUGAUGAUGCUUUUGUUUGCCAAAAGAAGAACCACUUCCAGGUCACUGUUUAUGUCGGCAUGAUGGGUGACCCCAAAUAUGUGAAAACUCCCGAGGGGCUCAAACCAAUUGAUUUCUUCUUCCUGAAGUUGCACGGAGUAAAGUUGGAGGCAAUGAACCAGAGCAUCAAUAUUGAGCAGUCACAGUCAGACCGCAGCAAGAGGCCCUUCAAUCCUGUCACAAUUAACAUCCCUUCUGAUCAGGUCACAAAAGUCACAGUUGGAAGGUUACAUUUCAGCGAAACAACAGCCAACAACAUGAGAAAGAAGGGCAAACCCAAUCCAGACCAAAGGUACUUCAUGCUGGUGGUCGCCCUUCAGGUUCAGACCCAGAAUCAGAACCACCUUGUGGCUGCACAGAUCUCAGAAAGAAUUAUUGUCCGGGCAUCAAACCCUGGGCAGUUUGAGAGCGACACAGAUGUCCUGUGGCAACGUGGUCAACUUCCUGACACGGUCUUUCACCACGGUCGAGUUGGCAUCAACACAGACCGUCCUGACGAAGCGCUGGUUGUCCAUGGGAACGUGAAGGUCAUGGGCUCAUUAAUGCAUCCGUCAGACGCUCGGGCAAAGGAGAACAUCCAGGAGGUAGAUACCACGGAGCAGCUGAGGAGGAUCACUCAGAUGCGACUGGUCCAUUACCAGUACAAGCCAGAGUUUGCUGCCACAGCAGGCCUCGAGAAUGCUUCAGAGACAGGUGUUAUCGCACAAGAAGUGAAGGAGAUUCUGCCUGAGGCCGUGAAGGAGUCAGGGGACGUGGUGUGUGCCAACGGAGAGACUAUCGAGAAUUUCUUGGUUGUUAACAAGGAGCGGAUUUUCAUGGAGAACGUGGGAGCUGUCAAGGAGCUUUGCAAACUAACUGACAACCUUGAGACACGGAUUAACGAGCUGGAGACAUGGAGCCGGAAACUGGCCAAGUUAAAGCGGCUGGACAGCAUGAAGUCCACUGUCAGCGGAGGAACACUAAGCCAAACUGGUAGCCAUUUUAGUCGGGCUGGAAGUGGGCAGCAUAAGAAAAGGCACUCAAAAGUUGGCAAUAAGACACCUCCCAACCCAACAGAGCAAGGUUGCCUUAGCCAGAAGUUCCUCCAAGGCACCAUCAUAGCUCUUGUUAUCAUCAUGGCAUUCAGUGUAAUAUCGAUGUCCACCCUUUAUGUGUUGAACUUGCGAAAUGAUGAUGGCGCAGAUGCUGAUGGACCAUUUGGAAACGCCAACCCAGACUCCACUUCAACAGAAAACCAUUGGUCCACGCCUCUAGACUCACACGACACGAUUGGAGCUCAACAACCAGUUGGUAUGUCUUCACCUGCUUCUCCUGUGUCCCACUCCCCUCGUCCACUUAGUUUAUGCUACUCCUCUCCAUGUGAAGUAUUAUGCUGCCUCCUUAACUCUACAAAUCCACCCAGCAGUAGCAUCCUGCCAGUGACUACCAUCCCAUUGACCCCUUCUUCAGCUAGCACUAACCAUCCCACUGCUGAUCAACCUGGCACAUCUGCCACCAGCAACAUCAAAGCCAAAUCUUCUGUAAAUGAGAAUCAGAAUGAAUAUAACAUCAGGCGGAUGUCUCCCAGAGACGGGAUCAGCAGCUCAAACAAUUACAGUCCUUCACCACCACAGAUCCUAAAUAUCCAUGGCAAAUCACAGUUUCCUCCUCACUUUACCAGCAUGCAGAAUAAACUGCCUGGCCUGCAGGCGAGAAGGCAAAGAAGCGCCGAGCAGACAGACUCGACUGACAGCGACACAGGCUGGCAGAACACCACCUUAACUUCUACCCAAAUUGUCGAGGAUGGUCUGGAAAUCACGGAGCAGUACUGUCUGACACAAGGAUCCUGCAGCUCAGGGAAUUACACCUACUCAAUCCCAGUCAGCAAGACCACAUCCAUCGAUGUCACCAUCACCUUGCAAAUGAAGACCGCUUUGCCUCUGGUUGUUUAUCUGUGUAGUGUUAAUUAUGGCAAUUUAUGCGGGACUAUAUCGAAUACUGGCUUGAAGAUGGAAACUUCACCGACCCAGGGAACAACACAUAACUGGCAACUGGUAGUUGGUCCAUACUAUGACAUCACCUAUCACUUUCGAGUGGCCAUUCCAAGCCAGGCUACGUGCAACAGUGACAGCACAUCUGCGGGAGAUACCUUCACACAAUACAGCUUCCAUUUCUACCGAGUCUGCAAUUGAACAGGAAGGUGCUCCGUGGUGAGACAGACCACUAGCUUUCCUCUACAAAAGCUUCAUCGUCAACGAGGAAUCUUCCUGGUCCAGGACAAUGCAGCCACUCAGAAUGACCAAAGGAGACACUGGUGUGAUUGAGAAGUUCUACACACCACACACAUGCAGCCUGCACUUACAACUUCCUGCUGGGACAGGAACUUUUACACUUUGAGUGAGGGACUGGGGCUGGGGGACGGGAUAGAGAGAGGGGGAAAGGAAAUUUUUCCCUUUCCUAGAAAUAAAUUUUGGGAUGGGAUUUUCUGUACAGCACAGGCUAUUGUAAAAGGCACCAUUCAGUAAAAUAUUCAGAAAAUGAUGGCUCAGACCAAAUGAAUCUUAGAACCUGUAUAGGUUGAGUUUAGGAUUAAGGUUGCAGCAUUAAAACCGAUUUUGCCCAGCUAUGCAAUAGAUAUAUUAUUAACAUUGUUAAGAUUCUGUAACCAGAAGAUGUCCCAAUUAACAUUCCUCAGUGCAACAAUCACAUAAAAUUUAGACACACCCCACUUUGUCAGUAAGAAUGGUUCCUACUGCUGAUUUCUGCCAUAACUGCAUAUGGGACGUUGUAAUUAGUUCAGUGCCCCGCUCAAGGGAAGGAGAAAACAAACCGGUCUAAUUUUGCUGAUGCUGCUCACUGUUCAAUGACUUCUGUUCCAAUGUCUAUUUAUGCUCAGAAUCAGAAUGAGUUGCAAAGAUUUCUGCAGUAAACAUGCUUUCAUAUGAAAAAGCAUCACUUAACUACAGUACUGGAAGGGUUAUUGGCUCCUGGAGAAGUAUAUUUCAACAAUAAUCAGUAGUUGGAACAUGGACAAGAGUAUAGUAUUAUGUUGGGAAAAGCAAUGGAGAGAAGUGAUUGGUUCUGGUCAUCAGUAAACUGGUGCAUUUUUACAAUACUGAGUGAUAAUCUUACACCUGUCUGGGAACUUAGUUAAUGGAGAAACUGAAAGAUGCCAAUACAAAUGCUAAUCUAUUCCUCAGGAAGAAGUAAUACCUUUUGUUACAAAGGAAAAAAGGUGAAAUUACUUAAAUGCUUUCAUGCUUGCAUAUAGCACGUCGACCACUGCCGCAUACCCAUCUCUGAAGGUGCUGGCACACUGCAAUAAUUUAGUACAUUCUGCAAAAUUGAUUAAUUUAUGUUACCAUUGCAAUGCAUUCAUUCUGUGGUGUAUAUUGUGAGCAUUGGCCACCAGGAUUGUCAUGGAUUACAUCACUCAUAUGAGUAUGCAAUUGCGCAUAUAAUUAUUUCUAGUGUAUAUUGCCUUAAAAAUACAGCAGAAACCUAAUUGUACAAAUUCAUAGAUAGAAACCCACUUCAAAUUUACGGAUCAAGAAUGUUGUGAGAAUCAGCAAGGAAUGCACAUCUUAACAAACAUCACACAGAGCACUUUGCUAAUAUUUUGGGCAUGGAUAACAAAAAAUUAAACUAAUGUAUUUUGCCUCCAGAAACCAGAUCCAAACUAUUGAAAUUAGUCUUAAUCUGCUGGCUGGAACAGUUCUACUUAAAACAAGAUUGGGCAAUUUCAAUGUAAGGGUAGGAUGGUCAACACAUGACUGCCCAAAUCAUCACUUAAACGCUUGCAGGAUGAUUAGACUGGGUAAAUCUACUCUGCAUCACUACUCUGCUUGCAGAAAUCACUCCCAAGGGUAAGGCUGAAGUGUCUUGUUGAGCAGGUGUGUUCUGCACUUACCUCAAAUAUUCCUCUUCUUGAUAACACUUAUAGUCUAAAAAGACUCCAAAAAUGUCUAAUAUUUCAAACGUGCAAAUAUCUCUCAACCACCUUAGCUUUGAGGAUAGAGAAGGAUUCAGCUGUUGAAAUUCACGCCUCUGAGCUUAGUAUGUGAGGAUUCUGACAUAUCCUAACCUUAUCUGAGACAUCGAUUUAUUCUGACUUGAUUACACUCUAGCUCUUACUAAUAAAGAUGUCUGAAAUUACCCAUGUUCCACCUUGGUUGCUUCCCACUACAUUCCUUAGGCAGUAUCAUUGUAUCCAUACUUCAUGCCUCUCCCUUCAACACCUCAUCCCCGCUGUGGUGCUUCAGCUGAGACAAAUAUGAAAGAACAGUGCAGGACUGUCACCCAUGAUGCUGUGGUGCUCCUUUAACAUACUCCAAGAUCAAUCUAACCCUUUCUUCCCACAUAGCCCUCCAUUUUUCAUUUGCCUAUUGUCAGUACCUCUAGUUGAACUCUGUCUUUUUUGUGUGUUUCCCCCUGGCUGUCAGUCUGUGGUUUUGUAUUGCCAUGUGUUCCUGUCCCCACUCCUGCUCUACUCCGGCCCCUGUAUUACUGAGUACUCCGUCUCUCACCUGUUCCUCAUUAUUACCUGUACUGCAGCCACCUGUGUCUCAUUGUGCUCCACCUAUCAUCUGCCUCUCCGUUUAUUGCUCAGUGUAUUUCAGUCCCGUGUUUUCACUUGUUUGUUACCAGGUAGUGCCAGUGAAUUUUCCUGAGCCUUUCCAGCAUUUGUAUCUGUACCCAGUCCGUCUGAAUAUCGACCCUGCCUGUUUCCCGAUUCUGGUUUUUGCAUUUCUCUGGAUGUUUUGAUCUCUGCCUGAACUUUGACGCCGACUUUGUUUGCACCUCAGGAUUUAUUACUCAAUUAAUAUCACUGUGUGCACAGUACUGUGUCUGCGAUUGGAUCCCUGCGCCAGUGUCCUGACACUUAUGUGCCAAUCCAAGAGUCUCUUAAAUGUCCCUAAUGUAUCUGCCUCCACCACCAACCCUGGCAAUGCAUUUUUACUCUGUAUUUAAAAAAAACACUUCUGAUAUCCCCCCUAUACUUUCCUCUAAAUACCUUAACAUCAUGCCCCCUUCUAUCAGCUAUUUCCACCCUGGGAAAAAGCCUCUGGCUGUCCACUCUACCUUUGUUUCUUAUUAUCUUGUCCACCUCUAUCAAGUCACCUCUCAGCCUCUCCAAAGUGAAAAGCCCUAGUGCUAUCAGCCUGACCUCAUAUGACAUCCAGCAUCCUGGUAAAUCUUGUCUGCAUGGGUAAUUUUUCCUGGCAGUAUCAUAAUACAUUGUAGUAAGAUCAUUAACCUAACAUGUUUGGUAUAAUAUAUAAAAUAUAAAUUAUACUGCUGCAUAAGUAAUUUAUCUAGAAUGGAUCUGGGUUGAGUUUAGUUUGCCCAACUGUUCCUUCAGAACUGCCUUACUAAAAAAUUAUUUAUAAUGAAUUUAGGUUAGCCAGCAGUUUAUAGAAUCUAAUUACUUGAUUAAAGUGUAAGUUUGAAGAUUGUUCUGGGCCACCUACACAGUCUAGUUCAGCCAUACUUAAAGGAUGUCCUGAGCCUUUAAGAUAGAUAGACCAUUUGUGAAGUCCUCUAAUUGCAGAAGAGAUGUAACAGCCUCUAGUGUCCUGGUCUAAAAGUCAGACAGUCAGAUUGAGCUAUCCAUCUGUGUUAAGACUUGAUAAUGGUGUACUGUAUUGUUUGGGGAUGUCAGCUGUGAAAGGGAUUGAGCUUGGUUGUGAUGAUCCCUGCGUGCACACUUUUAAUACGACAGAAAUAUAUCCAUUAAAAAGUCAAGAGACACAGGUAUAAUGUUCAGUAUAUUCCCCCCACCCCCAAACCCACAAGCAACAGUUAUAUUCUUGCCCAACAAAAAUUCCCCUGAAAUUUAACAUAGUAAUGAGAAUGUGAAACUUAGAUGCAACCAGACAGGGCGAUUUGAGGCAAGAGCAUGUUUAAAUAACUAUUUUAAAGAACUUAGUUGAUAGGGCUUAAAGUGUUGUAAGAUAGUUGUAUCAUGUGCCAAAAUAGGGACUGUAUAAUGGCCCCUUUCUCACGAAUGAGCGGAAGCCGUUUAACUGUAGGCUGUGAUGGUUCUAUGUGCAAUGUGUCUGGAAAGGACAUGGUCUCGGGACACCCGGGGGAGAACCCGCCCAAAGGCCACACUUCGUCUGCAGGAGGUGCUCUUUAGAGAAUGACGUAUGAAGUAUAUUGCUAUAGCUAUCUAGAGGGAUUUUGCUUUAGUCCAUAAGCUGGUGUGCUGCUACUGACCGAAGGAAUCGUUCCCGGCAAUCAAAUUCCGAAUUCCGAAUUCCGAAUCCUUGCACCGCUCUCCGUCGCAACAAUAGGUCCUAAAGGUACCUAUUGGAGGAAAGUUGAGAACGGAUCUUUCACUUAACCUGCAUGACUACUGAACCCCUUGAGGGAGGAAUCUUCCUGUAAAGCCCAAACUGCUUCCCUACGUACCACGUCUUGUCCGGGCGAAUUGACUUCCACCGCCCUUCCCGGAAAUCUGGGAUAAAUGUCAUCGAAACACUGUCUGGAGCGGUUGUUGUAAAUAUUCUGUCAUGUAAAUGGUAUUUUAAACGCAAGGUCACGUCAGUUAUUAGGAUCACAAUAACUCGCGAGAUACUAAACCCAGUUAAUGUAAUGUGACUGUUACAGAAUCAGAGUGGACUGUUUUUAUGUGUAACAAGGAAUGUAUUAAUCCUUAUUUUAAAAGCCUUACAUAGGAUGUAGCAAUCUGGUUGAGUGUAAGAACAUUCUGGUUGAACGUUGCUCUGGAUUUCCAGCAUCUGCAUGAAAUCUUGGUUCAUGAGUGUGAUAAACCGUACGCUAAUUGACUCCCGGAAGGUAAUCAGACAAGGAUGCAGUUUCUGGCUGUCAUCAGCCAGUAAUUCUGCUAAUGUUUCUGUGUAGACAACAGUUGAAGACAGGAUCAGAUUUUAGAUCCAAUGCGUCUCAUGGGAAUCAGCCGAAAAAGUGGAAUUAAGGUCAAUCGUCUAACCGGCUGGUUCCAUUGAAUGGCAGGGCAGAGGGUCCGUGCGUCCUCCUCCCGUUCUUAUUUUUUGUCGUUACGGGGCUCGUCCAAGAUCACCACCUACUUUGACUAGGUGUUAGAGGAUAGCUGGGGGCAGUGUAACUGGAUCGUUAUUCCAGGUGAGAGAGACACAUUGUGCCUGUUGCCACACAUCACGAAAUCUGUUCCACAAUCCCUCCAUCACUUAAAGAUCUGGUGGUUUUAAUUGACGGUCUUUGGGCUUCUGCAUGAGCCACUUUGCUUCAGCCCUGAAUCAACCUUCAGCAGAGGAAUAAAACUGGAGAGGAAACACUAACAAUAAAUUAACAUUAGAGGUGUUGAUACUUAAGAAAAGGAAACUGGAUUGUAUCAAGCAUGUGGUCAAUUGCCUCCCGAGGUCAGGCCACGUGGUACCGAGAUUAACGCCGGCAGGGGGCGCUGCGCUCACUGCUUAAACUUAAUAACUGUAUCUUAAAAAUAUCAAUUGCUAAAUAAAAAUAGCUCAAAGCUCCCUGUAAAUAUUAUGUAUUUUAAUUGCUAUUGCAAUCAUUUCGUAAAGCACUAAUUCUUGUUUUAUUUUUACAAUCACAUGUUAAUCGUUGUACGUAAUUAGCUUUUUUACGUGUUAAAAUUUUGUUUUUUUAUUCAGCUGUGGGUUUUGUGUAAGAUAGACUUAGAAAUUACGUUUCUGCUAGUUUUAUGUUUAGCUUCAGUGUACUUGAGUUUCAUUGUGUUAUUGAAAAUAUAUUUAUUGUUCUGUAUUAAUGUCUGGACAGCUGACUCAUUUUGUGUGUCCAGUUACAGACUGUGUGAAGCCGUAGCAGCAGGGAUGAAAUAACACACAGCCAAUUCUUAUUGCAGGAUACCAGAACAGCCUUUCUGUUUCCUACUGCGCUCUGGGCGAGGCAAUCGUCUUAAUGUUAAUUUAUGACUUUGGAAAUCUCUUAAAAAGCACAGUCCUUGUGUUAUUAUUUUUGCAAAUUUGAUAUGUAAUAUCGUUCCCCCAUCACCCCUCCCCCCAACCAGGUUUAAUACCGCAAACUCAAGUCUGAAAAAUCCAUUUUUGAAGGAAGAAAACAAAAAAAAAGUAAUUUGGCCACCCAUCUGACUAAUGGAUAAUGUUAGAGGAUGCAUAACGUGGCUGAUUAUUUAAUCUCUUCUGUGGCGAAGUUGGGAAUCGUUUGACGAAACGUAUUAUGACCGUUGAAUAUGUUCAUCUCUUACCAAAUAGUACUGCAGCUGUCGAUAUGCAAUAAAUAUUGUUAACUAAAACAUUCCUGUGGUUCAUGGUACAUGCAGCUGUCAACCGUUGAAAUAACACACAACACUAAAGUGUUUUUCUACAUCGCUUGUUGAAAAGAAAGAUUAAUUUCAAACGUUAAUUGCCAAAUCGAUUUGUAUAUUUUUUUUACCUAGCAUUUAACAAUAAAGAUUAUUA